AUGACAUUUCCUCCUCCCAAGCGGCACUGGCGGAACUGGCGAGCCUCUCGCAUGUCAGCCCUAGAGUCUCAUGCAGGUAACAACUGUCCCUUCAACCUGGCUCCUGCAAGGCAACCUCACAAACACCAGCUGUUCGAACUCUAUCUUUGGUACGGACCUCGUCCCCUAUCUCUGGCAAACCUUCUUUCGAUCGCUCUCUUUCAUCGACAAACUAUGGUCUAUGAGGGGGCACUUGUAGUGGUUCGACAGCCCACCUCCUUCAAACAUGAGAGACAACCGACGUGUUCUCGCAUGGUUAAUCUGGGUCACCCAGUAGCGCCUUUCUCAGCUCGAAGGCGCAUAUCGGCACUGCGCGCGUCCCUUGUCCUCGCACGACCGAGGCUCAUGGACGCGCCCCAAACUGGUAGACCAAUUAGCUUCCCAAAGCGCUCUGGGUCAAUCAACUUCCUGAAGUGCUCUGCAGUCCUCAGUCGAUUCCUGCUACGGGCAAACACCUGGGAAUUCGAAGAUAGUAGGUUCUAG
This is a messenger RNA of Dibothriocephalus latus, 522 nucleotides long. The record is from the annotation of a GenBank genome assembly. Lineage: Eukaryota; Metazoa; Platyhelminthes; Cestoda; Diphyllobothriidea; Diphyllobothriidae.